Molecule: messenger RNA, 600 nt
Organism: Symbiodinium natans
Lineage: Eukaryota; Dinophyceae; Suessiales; Symbiodiniaceae
Source: the annotation of a GenBank genome assembly
AUGUCUGGUACUGGCGCGCCUGCAAACGAAGGAGCAGCGGCUGGCGCAGCUGCUGCUGUAGGCAAUGCUGCCCUUACCGGUGCGAGAAUGGGUGCCGCUGCGGCACAGCGAGGCGUUGUAAGCCUGUCCAUCUACGUUCAGCACAACCCAGCCGGCGUGAAGGUCUUCUGCUGCUUAGCAGGGCUUGCCUUGUCGGUCAUCAGUGUCCUCAGCAUUGUGGGCGUUGUGCAGAUCAGCGACGAGGACCACUGGACAGCCAGGGACUCCCUGCAGAACGUUUACACGUUCAUCUUUGGCUUAGUCAUAUGCAUCAUCGAUAUGAAGGAGGAAUGGGCAAACAAAGUCUUCGGACUGCAGUCCAAGAUAUUUCUCUACUGCCAGUUCCUUGCCAGCCAGACUGGUCGAGCCCUGUUCUAUUUUUAUGUUGGUUCGAUUUCUAUAUUUCUUCUGCAGACAUGGGGCUUCUGGAUGAUUGUCUACAUCGUGCUCGGAGGUGGUUUGUGCUUGCUCGGCAUGGUUAUGCUCGUCAUUCGCUGGUGUCCAUGCUGCCAGGACCAGCCGGCAGCUCCUGCAAGUCCAGCUGGAAUUCGUCAGAGCUAG